UUACAGUUACGUUUGCGUGUUUUGUUGUGCUGAUAGAUGAAAUUACGUGUUUCGUUGACCAAGGAGCACGUUCUCAAAAUCAGACUUCAAAUUGAUUGCUAGUCAGUUUAAAAGAACUGGUGAGGUCUUAAUUUGUUCACAUGGCAGCCAGCCAGCAAACAAGUUUGGUGCAGGGCAGCAUGGGCGUGAUGAGACAGGAUAUAAACAAAGACGAUCAACCCCAAUUUAGCUUCUCGUCGAAAGGUAGUUCAUAUAGUGGUUGGGGAAAUCGGCGUAGAAACGACAUGAGUAACAUGACAGCCCAGUGGCGACAGCUAUACUUAAGUCGGGCAAAACUUAAAGCAGUAAGCAGGACUUCGGCGCUCAUAGCUGGUUUUGCAAUGGUUGCAAUGGUUGAAGUCCAAUUAGAUAGAUCAGCAACAUAUGAUCCAGUACUUUUGAUAAUGUUUUCUACUGUAACAACAUGUUUAGUGGCAGUCCAUCUAUUUGCAUUGAUGAUCUCAACAUGUAUGUUGCCAAAUAUUGAAGCCGUAUCAAACAUUCACAAUGUGAAAGCUAUAGAGCAGUCUCCACACAAACGUAUGAGGACAUACAUUGAGGUUGCAUGGAUUUUAUCCACAGGUCUUGGCCUUGUUCUGUUUAUGAUUGAAAUUGCGUUACUUAUUUGGUUAAAGUUCAUUACAUUAAGACCUGUUAAUGAAGUUAAUCAGCCUACUGUUGGCAAUAACACUACAACUGUUUCACCAUUAUUAAGUUCUGAUGCUCCAGCUUGGGUAGCUACAGCUGUUUUAAUACCAGUUGUGAUAUUGUUUGCUGGUUUUGCUGUACAUUUCUACAGAACCUUAGCCCAACACCGUUACACGAUAAUGGAGGAUGCAUUUAAUGAGAUUGAGACCAUGGCAAAUAAUGGCGAUGAACUAUCUCAGUUGCAGCCUGGGUACCAUCAACCAAUUGGUCGUCUUUAUUCAGGGGUAUCUGCACACAGUCAGUUAGCUCGUAAUUCAGCAGACCAGUUGCGUGAGACACAUCGUCACAGUGGUUCAAGUUUAAGCGGUCAUUUUUCUGUUGACCAAGUUUGAAAUGCUCAAAAUUUUAACCUAGUUACUACCUUGUCUGAGUGCAAUAUUGCAAAUACCAUACUCUGCAAUACACAGUAAUGGAGGUCAUGGUUGGAGAUCCGCAGUCAGUGCCUCUUUGUUCCUUGUACUUCAGUCCUCUCCUACUUCCCAAUCAUAGUCUAUUUUUGUGUGGAAGUAUUUACCAUUUUUUGACCAAAUUUCUCUCUUUUACAUAACCAGUAUUUCAAGCUAAACUAAGCUUAAAAACCUCUCUAAUUUUUUAUGGUGUAGUUCAACCAAAUAAUUGUUUACCUUUAACUGAAAUAGAGUUUGGUGUAUUAACAAUAAAUAGAAUAUUUGGUCUUGAAAGCAGUCACCCCUGCUACCACAGUUAGUGUUACUAAAGUGUUUUUUCAUUUUAGUUUUUUUUUCGUAAUUUUGCACUCUUCAAUAAUCUACUUUGUCAUAGAUUUUAAUUUUGUUUUAAUUGCGCGUUCUGCUACUGUUUAUAAAGUUUGUUAUGUUGGCAUACACAAAAACUGCAGUACUUGUUGAUGUUAACGAAAUGACCGAUGAUCUGUGCUGUCUUAACUUGCAAUAACAAAAAUGUUUUGAAA
Molecule: messenger RNA, 1675 nt
Organism: Ciona intestinalis (vase tunicate)
Lineage: Eukaryota; Metazoa; Chordata; Ascidiacea; Phlebobranchia; Cionidae
Source: RefSeq, a predicted model, not a curated record